CGGAGCCCGGGCCGGCGGACGCGGCUUUGUCUCCUUUGUUCCCAGCGGUGGCAGCGCCGCGGCGGGAGGGGCGGGCAGCGGGCGCAGUUUUCCGCCCCUCGGUCUCCGGGUAACAGCUGCGGCUCCGCCAGACCCACCUCCGCGGGGAGGGAAGGCCGCUGCGCGCAGAUCCCCAGCGAGCCGGGAGCAGCCGGCGCCCGCCUCACCGCGCACAUCCGCGGGCCGGCCGGGUGGUGACUCCUGCUCAGGUCAUGCUGUUGUCUCCUGAUCCAGCCAGCCCUGCCAGGUGACCAUGCCUGUCCUCGGCCCAGUUCUUCUCCAGGUGCUCUGGGCUGGGUGUAUCCUUACCCUACAGCCCCCUCCACCAGCUGCUUUUACCCCCAAUGGCACACAUCUGCAACAUCUGGCAAGGGACCCCAUCUCAGGUACCCUCUAUGUAGGGGCCACCAACUUCCUAUUCCAGUUGAGCCCUGGGCUGCAGCUAGAAGCCAUGGUGUCCACAGGCCCUGUGAAUGACAGCAGAGAUUGCCUGCCCCCAGUGAUACCUGAUGAAUGUCCUCAAGCCCAGCCUACCAACAAUCCCAACCAGCUGCUCCUGGUGAGCCCAGAGGCCCUGGUGGUGUGUGGGAGUGUACACCAGGGCGUCUGUGAGCUUCGGAGCCUAGGACAGCUCAGGCAGCUGCUGCUACGGCCAGAGCGGCCUGGGGACACCCAGUAUGUGGCUGCAAAUGACCCUGCAGUCAGUACAGUGGGGCUAGUGGCCCAGGGAUUGGCAGGGGAGCCCCUUCUGUUUGUGGGGCGGGGGUACACUAGCAGGGGUGUAGGGGGUGGCAUCCCCCCAAUUACAACCCGGACCCUGCGGCCACUGGACCCCCAAGCUGCCUUCUCUUAUGAGGAGACUGCCAAACUGGCAGUGGGCCGCCUCUCUGAGUACAGCCACCACUUUGUGAGUGCCUUUGUACGAGGGGCCAGUGCCUACUUCCUGUUCUUGCGUCGAGACCUGAAGGCCCCUUCUAGAGCCUUCCGUGCCUAUGUGUCCCGAGUGUGCCUCCAGGACCAGCAUUACUACUCCUAUGUGGAAUUGCCUCUGGCUUGCCAGGGUGGCCGCUAUGGUCUUAUCCAGGCUGCAGCUGUGGCCACAUCCAGGGAGGUGGCCCGUGGGGAAGUGCUCUUUGCAGCCUUCUCCUCAGUGGUUCCUCCCACUGUGGACUGGCCCCUGUCUGCAUCUACUGGGGCAUCUGGAACCUCUGUGCUCUGUGCCUUCCCUUUGGAUGAAGUAGACUGGCUUGCUAAUUAUACUCGAGAUGCCUGCUAUACCCGGGAAGGCCGUGCUGAGAAUGGGACCAAGGUGGCUGACAUUGCCUAUGAUGUCCUUUCUGACUGUGCACAGCUGCCAGUGGAUACCCCGGAUGCUUUUCCCUGUGGCUCAGAUCACACACCCAGCCCUGUGGUUAGCUGUGUCCCUUUGGAAUCCACACCAAUUCUGGAGUUGCCAGGGGUUCAACUCACAGCUGUGGCAGUCACCAUGGAGGAUGAACACACCAUUGCUUUCCUGGGUGAUAGUCAAGGACAGCUGCAUAGGGUCUACUUGGGCCCUGGGAGCAAUGCUGAACCGUACUCUAAACAGAGCAUCCAGCCAGGGUCUGCAGUGAGCAGAGACCUCACUUUUGAUAGCACCUUUGAGCACCUGUAUGUCAUGACCCAGACCACACUUGUGAAGGUUCCUGUGGCUCCUUGUGCUCAGCAUCUGGACUGUGAAUCUUGCCUUGCCCACAGGGACCCAUAUUGUGGGUGGUGUGUGCUCCUCGGCCGGUGUAGUCGCCGGUCAGAAUGCUCGAGGGGCCAGGGCCCAGAACAGUGGGUAUGGAGCUUCCAGCCGGAAUUGGGUUGUCUUCGAGUGGUGGCUGUGAGCCCUGCCAACAUCAGCCGGGAGGAGAGGAAGGAGGUUUUCCUGUCGGUGCCAGACCUGCCCUCUCUUUGGCCAGGGGAGUCCUAUUCCUGCUACUUUGAGGAACAUCAGAGUCCUGCUCUGCUGACCGGUUCUGGUGUGAUGUGCCCCUCCCCAGAUCCUAGUGAGGCCCCGGUGCUGCAGAGAGGAGCCGACCAUGUCUCCAUGAAUGUGGAGCUCAGAUUUGGUGCUGUGGUGAUUGCCAACGCUUCCCUGUCUUUCUAUGACUGUGUAGCAGUCACUGAAUUCCGCCCAUCUGCUCCAUGCCAGGCCUGUGUGAGCAGCCGUUGGGGAUGUAACUGGUGUGUUUGGCAGCACCUGUGUACACACAAGACCUCAUGUGAUGCUGGGCCCAUGGUGGUGAGCCAACAGAGCCCACUUCUCUCCCUAGACCCUCCUGCAAGGGACGUACCCACUCCUUUCCCACCCACAGCCCCCAAAGCCAUAGUCACCCCUACUCCCAAUACCUUCCCAGUGGAACCUAGGGCUGCCUCUACAGCCACAACCUCAGAUGCCCUACCUGGGGCCAGGCCUUCCCGGCUCAGUCUCUGGAGGCCAUGGGCAGGUCCUGGCCCCAUACCUUCCCCUACCUCCACAGAGUCAUCUCUCCAUGAGAAACCCCUUCCCCCCAACCUCCCCACCACACCUGGAACUACUGUCCCUGCCCCCACUUACUUGGGACCAUUGACCAUACCUGAGGACCUCUUGGCCUCCCACCCAUACCCCUCAGAUGCAGCCACAGUGUCCCCUGCAGAGCCUGGCCCUGAGGCCCUGCCUUCCACAGUGGCGGUGGAACAGUCCCCUGGCACCAUUCCUGCCACUACUUUCCCAGGGGCCGCUGGCUCCACGAAGCCUGAUCUGGAUUGGCUCAUGAGAGAAGGCGGCCAGCUGCCCGAGGCGGACGAGUGGACGGGGGGUGACAUGCCCGCCUUCUCCACUUCCACCCUCCUCUCAGGUGAUGGAGACUCAGCAGAGCACGAGGGCCCUCCUGCCCCCCUCAUCCUUCUGUCCAGCCUUGACUACCAGUACGACACCCCCGGGCUCUGGGAGCUGGGAGAUGUGAAUCAGAGGACAAGCUCCUGCCCUUGUGUGGAGAGUGUUCAAGGCUCCACACUGAUACCGGUACAUGUGGAGCGAGAAGUCCAACUUCGAGGCAGGAAUCUGCGGCUCUUCCAGGAUGGCCCAAGAAACAGUGAAUGUGUGAUGGAACUGGAGGGCCUCGAGGUGGCAGUUGAGGCCCAGGUUGAGUGUGAGCCGCCUCCAGAUACCUGGUGCCAUAUCAAGUGCCAGCAGCACCAGUUCAGCUAUGAAGCUCUGCAGCCAGAGUUCCAGGUGGGGCUGUUCCUGCGUUGGGCAGGUGGCCUGCGUGUGGACAGUGCUGAUGGGCUACAUGUGAUUCUAUAUGAUUGCUCCGUGGGACAUGGAGACUGCAGCCGCUGCCAAACCGCCUCGCCCCAGUAUGGCUGUGUGUGGUGUGAGGGGGAGCAUCCUCGCUGCGUGGCCCAGGAAGCCUGUAAUGAGGCUGAGGCUGUGGCCACACAGUGCCCUGCACCUCUCAUCCACUCGGUAGAGCCAGUGACUGGACCUAUUGAUGGAGGCACUCGUGUCACUAUCAGGGGUUCCAACCUCGGCCAACAUGUGCAGGAUGUGAUGGACAUGGUCAGGGUGGCUGGUGUACCUUGUGCUGUGGAUGUCCAGGAAUAUGAGGUCUCCAGUAGUCUUGUGUGCAUUACUGGGGCCACUGGGGAGGAGGUGACUGGUGCUGUGGCAGUGGAGGUGCCUGGAAGAGGACAUGGUGUCUCAGAACUCAAGUUUGCUUACCAGGAUCCAAAGAUACAUUCCAUCUUUCCAGCCCAUGGCCCCAGAGCCGGAGGCACCCGCCUCACCCUGCAUGGUUCUAAGCUCCUGACUGGGCGUCUGGAAGAUAUCCAUGUAGUGAUCGGAGACCAACCUUGUCACUUGCUCCUGGAGCAGCAGUCUGAGCAGCUGUGCUGUGAGACCAGUCCUUACCCUGUGCCUGCGGAGCUCCCCGUGACUGUUUGGUUUGGGGCCACUGAACGGAGGCUUCAGCAUGGCCAGUUCAAGUACACAUCAGACCCCAAUGUCACCUCUGCGGGCCCCGCCAAGAGCUUCUUCAGUGGAGGACGUGAGAUAUGGGUCCGGGGCCAGAAUCUGGAUGUGGUACAGAUGCCAAGAAUCCGAGUGACUGUGGUCCCAAGAAUGCUCCAGCCUGGCCAGGGGCUUGGACAGAAGCACCAUGUGGUCCCUGAGAAAUUUGAGGAGCCAUGCCUCGUGAACUCAUCCCACCUCAUCAUGUGCCGCACACCUGCCCUCCGGGGCCCACCAGUGGACCCCUGGGUCCAAGUGGAGUUUAUCCUCGACAACAUGGUCUUUGACUUUGCAACACUGAGCCCCACACCUUUUUCCUAUGAGGCUGACCCCACCCUGAAUUCCCUCAACCCUGAGGAUCCCACCACACCAUUCCGGCACAAGCCGGGGAGUGUGUUCUCUGUGGAGGGGGAGAAUCUGGACCUUGCAAUAUCCAAGGAAGAGGUGGUGGCUAUGAUAGGAGAUGGCCCCUGCGUGGUGAAGACACUGACCCGGCACCACCUAUACUGUGAGCCCCCAGCGGAGCAGCCCUUGCCACAGCACCAUGCUCUCCGGGAGGCACCAGACGCUUUGCCCGAGUUCACGGUGCAGAUGGGGAACCUGCGCUUCUCCCUGGGUCAUGUACAGUAUGAUGGCGAGAGCCCUGUGGCUUUUCCUGUGGCAGCCCAAGUGGGCUUAGGGGUAGGCGCGUCUCUCCUGGCCCUGGGUGUCAUCAUCAUUGUCCUCAUAUACAGGAGGAAGAGCAAGCAGGCCCUGAGGGACUAUAAGAAAGUUCAGAUCCAGUUGGAGAAUCUGGAGAGCAGUGUGCGAGACCGUUGCAAGAAGGAGUUUACAGACCUCAUGACUGAGAUGACUGAUCUCACCAGUGACCUUCUGGGCAGUGGUAUCCCCUUCCUUGACUACAAGGUGUAUGCAGAGAGGGUCUUCUUCCCUGGGCACCGGGAGUCACCCUUGCACAGGGAUCUUGGUGUGCCUGACAGCAGGCGACCCACUGUGGAACAGGGCCUGGGGCAGCUCUCCAACCUGCUUAACAGCAAGCUCUUCCUUACAAAGUUCAUCCACACACUGGAGAGUCAGCGCACUUUCUCCGCUCGGGAUCGUGCCUAUGUGGCGUCCCUGCUCACUGUUGCACUGCAUGGGAAGCUUGAGUACUUCACCGACAUCCUCCGCACUCUGCUUAGUGACCUGGUGGCCCAGUAUGUGGCGAAGAACCCCAAGCUGAUGCUACGCAGGACAGAGACUGUGGUGGAGAAGCUGCUCACCAACUGGAUGUCCAUCUGCCUCUACACCUUUGUGAGGGACUCAGUAGGGGAGCCUCUGUACAUGCUCUUCCGAGGAAUUAAGCAUCAAGUGGACAAGGGGCCUGUGGAUAGCGUGACUGGCAAAGCCAAAUACACCCUGAAUGACAACCGCCUACUCAGAGAGGAUGUGGAGUACCGUCCCCUGACUUUGAAUGCGCUUCUGGCUGUGGGGCCUGGGGCAGGAGAGGCCCAGGGUGUACCUGUGAAGGUUCUGGACUGUGACACCAUCUCCCAGGCCAAGGAGAAGAUGCUGGACCAGCUUUAUAAAGGAGUGCCUCUUGCCCAGCGACCAGACUCUCGCACCCUGGAUGUUGAAUGGCGGUCUGGGGUGGCUGGACACCUCAUCCUUUCUGACGAGGAUGUCACUUCUGAGGUCCAGGGUCUGUGGAGGCGCCUCAACACCCUGCAGCAUUAUAAGGUUCCAGAUGGAGCAACUGUAGCCCUUGUCCCCUGCCUCACCAAACAUGUUCUCAGGGAAAACCAGGAUUACAUCCCUGGCGAACGGACUCCAAUGCUGGAGGAUGUAGAUGAGGGGGGCAUCCGACCCUGGCACCUGGUGAAGCCGAGUGAGGAGCCAGAGCCACCUAGGCCUCGGAGGGGCAGCCUUCGGGGUGGAGAGCGUGAGCGAGCCAAGGCCAUCCCUGAGAUCUACUUGACACGCCUGUUGUCCAUGAAGGGCACCUUACAGAAGUUUGUGGAUGACCUGUUCCAGGUGAUUCUCAGUACCAGCCGCCCUGUGCCUCUGGCUGUGAAGUAUUUCUUUGACCUGCUGGAUGAGCAGGCUCAGCAGCAUGGCAUCUCUGACCAGGACACCAUCCACAUCUGGAAGACCAACAGCCUGCCACUGAGGUUCUGGAUCAACAUCAUCAAAAACCCACAGUUUGUGUUUGAUGUGCAGACAUCUGAUAAUAUGGAUGCGGUGCUCCUUGUCAUUGCACAGACCUUCAUGGAUGCCUGUACCCUGGCCGACCACAAGUUGGGCCGGGACUCCCCAAUCAACAAGCUUCUGUAUGCUCGGGAUAUUCCUCGUUACAAACAGAUGGUAGAGAGGUAUUAUGCAGACAUCAGACAGACCGUCCCAGCUAGUGAUCAAGAGAUGAACUCUGUCCUGGCCGAGCUAUCUCGGAACUACUCUGGUGACCUUGGGGCACGAGUGGCUCUGCACGAACUCUACAAGUAUAUCAACAAAUACUAUGACCAGAUCAUCACUGCCCUGGAGGAGGAUGGCACAGCCCAGAAAAUGCAGCUGGGCUACCGGCUCCAGCAGAUCGCUGCUGCUGUGGAAAACAAGGUCACAGAUCUAUAGGGAUCUGGGAAUUCUGGCCUGCUGUUUCCUUAGUGCCUCCCAGGCAGCCCUGGAACCUCAAGGGAGAGACCACCUUCGUAGAUGCCUGUAGUAACUGACAAGCAUAGUUAAUAGAAGGUGGCUCCCAGUCUUCUGGUGGUUCUAGCCUUGGCCCUGUUGGACCCACCUUUCAGGCCUAGGGACUAGAGACUUGUUGGGUAGUGCCUGGCCUGCCCCAAGCCCAGUGACCCUGUGAGUGACUUCCUGUGUGACGCCAGUCUACAGGGAGCUGGGGACUAAGGGCUUCCAGAGUGUGGCUGGAAGGCUCUCCAGGCCCCUGGGGAGACUCUGUUCCUGAACACUGGCCUGUGUCCCAUCAGGAAUCAGAGGAAGGAGGAGAACACUCAUACUUCCUGUCCUCUUCAUCCAUCUUCUUUGACCUCAGUUUAGCUUCCUUUGUCCUUGUUCCCUACUGCCAGUUCCAAGGUCUGAGAGAUAAUGCUGCUGCCAACUGAUGCCUCAGCAGGGUUGGUGCCUUGGCCACCCUGCCUCCAAGGUGGCCAGUGGUGAGGGACAUCUGCUGGAGGGGAGCCUUGGAGAGAAAGGUGACCCACCGACAAAGCUCUUCAUUAAAAGAUAACACACUGUGUGGAGUCUGAUAUGUGACUUACCAGCCCCACCCCUAGGAUAAGGCAGCUAUGCUGGGGAGGUGCACCUGUAACCUGAAAAGGGUCUCCUGGUCCCUAUAAAGGGUCUCAGACUACAGGUCUGGCAGAUUCUCCCUGGAGGGCCUGUGAGGAUCAAAGCUUCCAGGAAGAGAAAGCAGGGUGGGGCUAGAGGAGGCCUGGAACGUGAUGUGGAAGGCUCUACCAUCUUUAAGGGGUCUGCUUUGUCUCCAGGUUGUGCUCCAGCUCCUCCACUCAUGUUCUGUUAAUUUUGAAAGGAACUGGAAACACAUGACAUCAUUAAAGGUGA
Molecule: messenger RNA, 7618 nt
Organism: Nannospalax galili (Upper Galilee mountains blind mole rat)
Lineage: Eukaryota; Metazoa; Chordata; Mammalia; Rodentia; Spalacidae
Gene: Plxnb1
Product: plexin B1
Exons: 38
Coding region: 293-6664 (2123 amino acids)
Biological process (GO): semaphorin-plexin signaling pathway involved in axon guidance; regulation of GTPase activity; regulation of cell shape
Cellular component (GO): semaphorin receptor complex
Molecular function (GO): protein binding; semaphorin receptor activity
Source: RefSeq, a predicted model, not a curated record